AUGCCUGCGAUACCCAGUGAGGAAGAAUGGCUGGAACAAACGGCAAAGGCUCGGAAGGAGGCCGAAAAACUCGAAGCGGCAGAACAGUGGCCGAGUGAUGCGCCGGUUCAUCCAAUUGCUCAGUUACAAGGCCCUUUUGAGGAGUCCAUUACUGAAUCCACGGACGUAGCACACAAUAAUUGGCAAGUUUACUUGGACGCAGAAACUCGGCGAGAUCAGGUCUUGACGGCUCCCAGAUAUGAAAGAUUAUGUCACGUAGCCGAGCUUGAUGGCUUUAUCGAGAAUACGACAGAAGAUAUACUUCUUGCUUUCAGUGAUAUCGAAGAACGCUUGGAACACUUACGUUUACCACUUGGGAAUCUCCCAGUUUUCAACGACAUGCUAGCGGACCGGACAUUUCGGCAAACGGUGAUACUCGACCAUGGACGGAUUAAUCAUAUAAUUCAUCGCACUGCAGUUGCUAUGGAUGAUUCUGUUAAGGACAUUGAGAAGGGCACACAGUCUGUUCGAAUCCUGGGCUUCUACCUUAAAGAAGUGAGAGCAGAACGCAAUGAUCAGCGCCAUAGUCUCGACGCCGUUUAUGACGCUAUGAUUGGCAAUGUCGAUGGCUGGAAACGAGAAUUCAAACGUUUAAAACGUAAAGCAUACAACCUAGCAAUUACCUUGGGCACAUUCAAUCAGGUGGCAAUGGAAAUACAACAACUCGCCGACGCGGCUGCCACACCAACGAGACCGCCGUCCAGGGGACGUCGUCAUCGAAAGCAUAUGCUACAAACUCCAGAAACCAAUAGACUAUCAACAAUUUCACACAGGCCACUACCCAAAUCCCCGACAGAGCCAGACUCAUAUACCGCUGAAGCCCGGGUGGUUUCUAUCAUUGCAGGGCAUUCCCCAGUGACGUUAGUCAAAACCACCUCAUCACGACAAGAAACCCCUGUAUCACAAGGAGAUGGAGCUACACUCGAGCAAGGCCUUCAGGAGAAGCACUCUUCUAAAAUUGGGAAGCAAUCAAAUAAUCAUGCAGACCGCUAUGUUCAGCCGGAGCCGGUCAAGACUCCGCAUCAAUCUGUCACAACACCAGAACUCAAAAUUAAUAUUAACAACAAGCACGUGGAAAAUGAGCGAGGCAGCAAAAAGCGGUCGAACACAUCCUCUUCCAGAAGUGCGGAUCAUCAUACUGUGGCAGAAAAGGGGUCAACUAAGUCGUCUGCCAAAUUCGGCAGCAGACUCGAUCGUUUCCAGAAAACCACUUCAAGGAUUUUCAGCAUUUCAGCCUUGACCAAUGUCAAAGGUACUAUCAGGAAACAAACCAAAUCAAAGAAUGGCCAACGUGAGACAUUUCAUCCCAAGGAGCGGUCAUGGAUUGAUUCCAAUGCUCAUGACCAACAAAUGAGUUGGUCACAGGAACCAAAGGACUUCAAUACUUUUGCAUCUAGGAAAAGCACCGCUCCUGAGCUCCCGCACCUGCUCUACAAGUCAUUUUUGGAUGAUCAGACUUUAAGUGAUGAGGAGGAGGAAGAAGAAGAUACGGAAGAUACAGAAGAUAGUCUGAGGGGGAAACGAGAUGAUGAGUGCGGCCACGAAUCUCAAAUAACUGCGUUGCCAGUAAUGAAAGAUUCUACUGCCCGCUCUUAUGAUCACGACGAUGUAGCAGCCGAAGUUGCUUCCACGUAUUCAGCCAGGCAUCGCAGAUUUAGAGCUAAGAACAUACCUGUCCCACCGCUUCCCAAACCGAAAUUCAACAAACCUUUCGAACUUGGAGCUAGCAACGGCCAUGUCAUCCAUCAAAAUCGCCAGACGCUGCGUCAAAAGCCUUCUGUGUUCUCUUUUAUCUCGGCCAAAAAGGCACAAGAGACUACUUCGAAUUCGCCUGCAGUCAAAUCCAGACAAGUUUCUGACACACCAGAGAAUCAACAACCAAGGCCAACAACGUCCGCAUCUGUAUCUACAUCUAUCCAUCUCCAUGGAGAUAUUGAGCCUCCACCCAAAUUCAAUUCUUCCUGGCACACACACAAGGGGUCACCCUUGGAAAACACCGAAACACCUCCAGUAUCCCCAACAACGUUAUCCAACCCAAUGGCUUCCUCGUUGCCAGAGAGCAAAAGACCCGAAACACUUCAGCCAAGCGGCGGCCAUAAGAACACGUCUAAUAUCAAUCCCAGGAAAUCUCCCACUAGGAAGCCUCCUCCUCCUACUCUCGAUUUCAAUCAAAAUGAAACCAAGAAGUCAGAUACUUUAAGAGCCAACAAUAAUAGUAAACUGAGGAAUGCUUCUUCUUCCACCACCGCUAGCACGACUCACAAACCACAACACGGAGGCCUACGUCUCUUUCCUCGAACGCCAACCACACCAAAUGUUCGGAAAUUUGUCUCUACGAGCUCGCUUAGAGAGUUUUCGGCUGCGGAGAGUACUGGUGAUAUCGCCCGUCUUCCUAGGAGUCGGGGGUAG
Talaromyces atroroseus is the source of this 2448-nucleotide messenger RNA. RefSeq lists its product as hypothetical. The coding region runs from base 1 to 2448 and encodes 815 amino acids. The transcript is spliced from 3 exons. NCBI's taxonomy places the organism in Eukaryota, Fungi, Ascomycota, Eurotiomycetes, Eurotiales, Trichocomaceae. The record is from RefSeq and is a predicted model, not a curated record.